AUGCAGCAGCGUGCGAAGUUCUUGAGGCAGAAGAUGGCUCAGCUGGUGCAGGAGGUGGAAGAGAUGUACCAGAGGCAGGGAGAGGAAGAGAUGGACGAGAAACAGAGGUGUGAGAAAGAGAGGGGCUUUUCCUGGGGAGCCCUACUCUUUGCUGCCUUGCAGCAGUGGCAGUUCUGGGCAAUCGCUGGAGUCCUGGUCCUGCUCUUUGGACUCUCCUGGUGGCUCCCGAGAAGGAGCUCUGAGCCAGAUGGGAACAGAGAGAGCAAGGAGUACCAGAGCAGUGACAGCAAUAGGGACCACAAAAGUCACAGAAAGGAGGACCACAACAGUCACAGCAAGGAGGAACAGGAAAGAGUAGAUGAAGAGGAAGAAGAAAAUUAUGCAAAUCACGUGAGAACAAAUCUUGAGAGACACAUCUCGGGGCAAGCUGCAGAUCUGGCUACAGACUGCCAGACUGUGGAGUACUUCACGGACAGGUUAAUCAGUACCCUCAGAAGGUUGUUGUCAAAUACUUUCCUACCGAAUUUGGAAGCAGCCAUCGGGGUGGGCAGCGCCUUCGAAGGUUGGAGUCCGCGUGAGGAAGACAUGACCUUCCGCGUGUUCGUGCCCAUGACACCUCCCCGUGGGCACGUCUUCCACCUGGAACUGGACACUGAGAAGACGAUCCCGGGAAGGAACUUCCGUAUCCAUGUUGAGCAAGUGUGUACCUGCAGGAGGGAGCAGUAUCCAGGAGAGAUGCUGUGCUUCCUCCACAGGCCUGAGGAAGAGCUGAGGAACAAGCAGGGCCGCAGCAUCCUCGACCUACUCUGCACUGGCUCCUACCUUGAUGUGCACAAAACUGCCCACUGGUUCAAUCUCUUGGUGAAAGAAGCUUGGGUGAGUUUUCCCGAGUCACACACGUGCAAGCUAAAGAUGCUGCCAUUCAGCCGCUCCUGCAAGUUCCAGAUGAAGAGAGGCAGUGGCAAAUGCAUACUCAUUGAGAUGAUGUUUGGGGUGAGGCAAGACAACUCAGAUAUCUUUGUGAGCAGCCAGAGUACAGAGGCCGUCUUCACCCCAGACACGAUGUGGCCAGAGAGCUAUGCUGUGGCAGAGGCAAAGUUCUUCAGGCUUAUGGCCAGGGACAUCCCACACAACAGCUUCCACCUCAAAUGCCUGCAUGUCUUUGCCCAGAUGGUGGUGGGCUCAGACUUUUCCAGCUGUACCUUCAAGACUGUUGUGAUGCACCUCCUGACCACCACACCCCUGUCAGGCUGGACCAGGAGGGAUUUUCCGCUGCGGCUGCUGGAAAUCAUGCGAUACCUGCGCCACCGCCUGAAGGAGAAACGGCUCAACCACUUCUUCUUGGGCAACGAGGGGGUGCCUGAGGAGAUCGUCUUGCCCUCAGACAUCCGAGAGGCUGAACCUCUCAACCUCUUCCAGCACCAUGCUGAGGCAAGGCAUGAGUUUGAGGAGCUUCAAGAUCGGCUCACAAGACUGCUGCUCUUGGGCCACUGA
Messenger RNA from Mesitornis unicolor (brown roatelo), 1494 nucleotides. Its product is annotated as inositol 1,4,5-trisphosphate receptor-interacting protein-like 1. The transcript has a single exon. Gene Ontology annotation, cellular component: membrane. Bases 1 to 1494 code for a protein of 497 amino acids. The record is from RefSeq and is a predicted model, not a curated record. Lineage: Eukaryota; Metazoa; Chordata; Aves; Mesitornithiformes; Mesitornithidae.